AUGAAGCCCAAGGGCCAGACCCUCAACAAACGCCGCUCCAAACCGAGCCUCACUCUCGCAACUGGCCACGAAAACGGCCAUGCCAAUCGCGAGAAAAUGAACAGCAAUAUAGAAAUGCGCAAGCGGGACACACCCCCGGAGUCCUCUUCCACGCGUGCAAACCGCCUCAUGUCCCGCGACUCCUUCACCCUAGAUGAAGAGCCCUCGAUGCCCGUGACGCCGCAGACCCCGGGCCUAGCCACGACGAGCUUCCAGAACCUCCCGCAUACCGAUAAACGGAACUUCUUGUUGUUGGUCGUGUUGUACUUUCUUCAGGGCAUUCCAAUGGGUCUUGCAACGGGGUCUGUGCCGUUUUUGCUGAAGCCGCAUUUGUCGUAUGGGCAGAUUGGGGUUUUCUCGUUGGCGUCAUAUCCAUAUUCACUGAAGUUGCUUUGGAGUCCGAUUGUGGAUGCUGUUUGGAGUCCGACAUUUGGAAGACGCAAGAGUUGGAUUACCCCUGUUCAGGUUAUUGCUGGGUUGGCGAUGAUUUAUUUGGGGGGUCGCAUUGAAGAGAUGAUGACGGCGGCGGGAGCGAAUGGUGGUGCUGGGGUGUGGAAUUUCACGUAUUGGUGGUUUAUGUUGGUGUUUUUCUGUGCGACACAGGAUAUCGCCGUUGAUGGGUGGGCUAUUACGCUCAUGUCGCCGCCGAAUAUCUCCUACGCUUCUACGGCGCAAACUGUGGGGUUGACGGCUGGUCAUUUCCUCUCGUAUACGGUGUUUCUGGCAUUCAAUUCGGCGGAUUUUGCAAAUCGCUGGUUCCGCUCGACUCCAUCGGAAGGGGGUCUGUUAUCGCUUGGAACGUACCUGAACUUCUGGGGAUGGGCGUAUCUGAUUGUGACGCUAUGCCUCGCCAUGUUGAAAAAAGAGGACAAGACUCGGGAGCGGGACAGUAUUAUGCAUGUAUACCGCAGCAUGUGGAACGUGUUGAAGCUUAAGAAUGUGCAGACCAUCAUCCUCGUGCAUCUCAUCGCGAAAAUCGGAUUCCAGGCCAACGAUGGAGUUACGAGUCUUAAGCUUCUAGACAAAGGUUUUGGACAAGACAACAUGGCAUUGGUGGUCUUGAUUGAUUUCCCCUUUGAGAUCUUCCUCGGUUACUAUGCCGGUAAGUGGUCCACGGAAUACACACCCAUGCGACUGUGGUGCUGGGCGUUCGUUGGUCGCCUAGCAGCUGCCGUGCUGGCCCAGGCCACUGUGGCAAUCUUCCCGGCCACCCCGGAGGUUCCGUUUUGGUACCUGCUAGCAGUUAUCGGAGAGCAUGUGAUCUCGACCUUCAUGAACACGGUCAUGUUUGUUGCCGUGUCGGCGUUCCAUGCUCGUAUUGCCGAUCCGGUCAUUGGGGGAACCUACAUGACCUUGUUGGCUACUGUCUGCAACCUCGGUGGUACAUUCCCUCGCUACUUCAUCCUCCGCCUAGUCGACCUCUUCACCGAAGCAACCUGCACCCCCCCGACCACCCCACCUGCCGCAGAAACUCUCAAAGAUGCCCUCGUGACAUCCCCCUUCUCCUGCGCGCUUGAACCAGAGAAGAACCGCUGUGUUAAUGGCGGCGGCACCUGCCACGUCGUCCACGACGGAUACUACACGACCAAUAUUUUGUGUGUUUUGGUUGGCGUGAUUACGUUCAUGUUGUUUAUUAAGCCGGCUGUUAUCAAGUUGCAGGCGUUGCCACUUAGGGCUUGGAGAGUUGCGUCGGGGAAUCGGUCUUAA
Aspergillus ruber CBS 135680 is the source of this 1746-nucleotide messenger RNA. Its product is annotated as SD08430p. Gene Ontology annotation, cellular component: membrane. Gene Ontology annotation, molecular function: acetyl-CoA transmembrane transporter activity. The coding region runs from base 1 to 1746 and encodes 581 amino acids. NCBI's taxonomy places the organism in Eukaryota, Fungi, Ascomycota, Eurotiomycetes, Eurotiales, Aspergillaceae. The transcript has 2 exons. The record is from RefSeq and is a predicted model, not a curated record.